Molecule: messenger RNA, 3111 nt
Organism: Arthroderma uncinatum
Lineage: Eukaryota; Fungi; Ascomycota; Eurotiomycetes; Onygenales; Arthrodermataceae
Product: cation transport ATPase
Exons: 3
Coding region: 1-3111 (1036 amino acids)
Biological process (GO): monoatomic cation transport
Cellular component (GO): membrane
Molecular function (GO): metal ion binding; ATP hydrolysis activity; ATP binding
Source: RefSeq, a predicted model, not a curated record
AUGGCCUGUGGAAGCAACAAGGACCGUGGAUGCUGCUCCGGCUCUCCCAAGAAUGCCAGCGAGGCCAUGAAGCCUGAACCAGCAGCAUCUUGCUGUAAAACUGAGGCUGAACCUGAUGUCUCACCGACCGCCAAGCCCGUUGCCUGUUGUGAUCCUGAAGGCGAAGAACGCUGUGAUGAAACGUGCAUCCAGUCCCUUGCGGCGUAUGAGUGUCAAAAGGCGUGUGACAGUACUCUGGGAACUGCCGUCCAAGAACACGACGAACACGUCCAUGAGCACGACGACGAUGGCAAACACGCUUCCGUGGCGUGCAGCAGCCAUCUACGCUUGGCAUUUGACCGCUUCAGCUCGUAUCUAGAGACUGCUCAGUGCAUCUGCCGUAGUGUCAUUGCCAAUCACCAUCUUACGCCUUGCUGCGCCGGACAGGUUGCCACUACCAAACAGGCUGAGAACAAGCCAAAAUGCGGCACUACUACUUCGGCAGCCGAGAAUAAACCAAAUCGCUGCAAUACUGCUUCGGUAGCCGAGAAGGAGCCACACACUCACGCCCAUUCUCACGACCAUGGACAUGGACAUGCUUCUGAUGAGAAAAAUGGCCUGCACUCAACUGACGAUUCAAGCUGCUGUUCCGACGGCCAUGAUCACGGACAUGUCGCCAAAGAAGCAGCUGUCAUCAAAGGUAACGUCGUCGACCUGGAAAAAUCCGCCGGACAUGAACACGUCCUCCUCUCCGUCACCGGCAUGACUUGUUCCGGCUGUGGGAAUAAGCUAUCCAAGACCCUCCAGGAGAUGCCCGCCGUUUUUAACGUGCGAGUCAACUUCGUCCUAGGAAAUGCCGAGUUUGAUCUCAACACCAAGGAGCUUGGAGUCGACGCCUUGAUUGAGAAGGUUGAUCGAGUUACCGGCUUCCGCUGCACCAAGUCCAGUAAUGACGACCAACAUAUCGACCUUGUCAUUCCUGCGGGCUCCUCCAGCUUGACUGCCGAAAGCCUGCCUGAGGGUGUGACUCAGGUUGACGUCGUUGAUGCGAAGACCGCUCGAGUUUCGUAUGAUCCCUUGGUUAUUGGGCCAAGAGACCUCAUACGUGCCAUGGGGGAUCGCACUACUGGAAUUACUCCCAUCAACCACAAAGACCCGUCAGCCACUGCGGGACGUAAACGGCUGUACUCCAUGUUGUUCAAAACUACAUACGCUGCCGUCCUUACUAUCCCCGUCCUAGUGCUUGCCUGGGGCCAUACCCUAACUGACAUGCGUACCAAGGCCAUCGUCUCCCUUGUUCUGGCAACGGGGGUUCAAAUCUUAGCUAUCCCGGAAUUUUACAAGCCCGCCAUUUCUUCCCUGAUCUACAGCGGUGUCAUUGAAAUGGAUAUGUUGGUCGUUAUCAGUAUCACGGCUGCAUAUGUCUACUCUGUCGUCGCCUUUGGGUUCACAAUGGCAAGAAAGCCGCUCCAGACAGCCGAGUUUUUCGAAACUAGCACUCUCCUCAUCACUCUUGUCUUGUUCGGUAGAUUGGUUGCUGCUUAUGUCCGUAUUCGGGCUGUGGAGGCUGUAUCUACUCGAUCGUUGCAACCUGUUACUGCGAUGCUCCUAGAGGGGGCUCAGACUACAGAGAUUGAUGCCAGACUUUUGCAGUUUGGUGAUAGAUUUAUCGUCAUGCCUCACUCUAACGUGCCUACUGAUGGGAAGGUUGUCGAAGGAACCAGUGAAGUUGACGAAUCCAUGCUCACCGGAGAGAGUCUGCCAGUUCUCAAGGAAAAAGGUUCCCAGGUCAUUGCCGGUACCAUUAAUGGCUCGGGAACUUUGACUGUUCUCUUGACUCGCCUGCCUGGGAAAAAUACCGUCGCCGAGAUCUCUAACUUGGUUGAGGAGGCAUCGAGCCGUAAGCCAAAGGUGCAGGAUUUGGCAGAUAGGGUCGCCGGAUGGUUCGUGCCUGUUGUGACUGCUGCGGCCUUGAUUGUCUUGAUCGCCUGGCUACUUAUCUGUCUUCUGGUCCGCCACCAAACUGCCGGUGGUGCAGUGGGAACUUCCAUUACCUACACCAUUGCUGUCUUUGCCGUCUCGUGUCCAUGUGCUGUUGGCUUAGCCGUUCCGAUGGUCCUAGUAGUUGCUGGCGGCAUCGCUGCCCGCGGUGGAGUGAUUAUUAAGUCUGCCGAGUCUACCGAACGCGCAUACCGCGUGAGCGAUGUCGUUCUAGACAAGACAGGGACCAUUACAACUGCCGAACUCGAAGUCGUGGAAACCAAAAUCCUAUCGGCGUCAGAGGAAGAGACUCUCGCGAUUACCAGCGCUUUAGUCCGUGAUAACAAGCACCCUGUCUCGGUGGCUGUUGCAAAACACCUUGAAGCCCAACCCUACCGACGCCUCGAAAACAUCCGUAUCAUCCCAGGAGCAGGUGUUGAAUGCGUUGUUGACGGUUCUACUUUCCGCGCUGGUAACGCUCGAUGGCUACAGGUUCAAACCCACCCAGAAGUCUCCCGUAUCAUUGACAACGGGAUGACCACCCUCUGCAUCACUAAGGACUCCGAACUACUCGCUGUAUUCGGCUUAAAGAACAACCCCCGCCCCGAAGCUGUAUCCGUUAUCAAAAAGCUCCAGAAGCGUGGGAUCACCGUCCAUGUCGUCAGCGGAGAUGAAGUCAAGGCUGCAGAGGAAAUAGCCGCCUUUGUAGGCAUCCCUCGCGAAUACGUAGCUGGCCGUCAGAGCCCAGGCGACAAACAAGCCUACGUCCGCGGUCUCAUGGAAUCCAAGAAGGUCGUUCUCUUCUGUGGAGACGGCACCAACGACGCCGUUGCAAUCACCCAGGCAGACGUGGGCGUUCAAAUUGGUUCUUCCUCCGACGUCAGCAGGGCCACGGCCGACGUGGUUCUUCUCAGUGGUUUGGAGGGACUCGUUCUUCUCCUCGAUGUGUCCAAGGCGUCAUUCAGACGAAUUGCAUUCAACUUCAUCUGGUCUGGCCUGUAUAACGUCUUUGCCAUCCUUCUUGCUGCUGGUGCAUUCGUCUAUGUGCGUAUUCCCCCGGCGUAUGCUGGCUUGGGCGAGAUUGUCAGCGUUUUGCCAGUUAUUCUUGCUGCCCUUAGCAUGUUCUGGACCAGACGCUCCUUUGCCAACUAA